GUCCGCGUCUACCCUGCGCGGGGGAGGCGGGGCGCGCGGAGGAGCCCGGCCCGCUCUAAACAUCCUGCGGAGAGGCCGUCGCAGGGCUCCAUGGAGACGCGGGGGAAGCCCCCGCCGCCCAGCAGCCAGCGGGGGCCGGUGCUGCACAUCGUAGUGGUCGGGUUCCACCACAAGAAGGGCUGCCAGGUUGAAUUCUCCUAUCCUCCCCUCAUCCCAGGAGAAGGACAUGACAGCCACAGUUUACCAGAAGAAUGGAAAUACUUGCCUUUCCUUGCCUUGCCAGAUGGAGCUCACAACUAUCAAGAAGAUACUGUGUUUUUCCACUUGCCACCAAGAUGUGGAGAUCGAACCACAAUAUAUGGUGUCUCGUGCUAUAGGCAGAUUGAAGCCAAGGCACUGAAGGUGCGGCAAGCAGAUGUCACCCGAGAAACGGUACAGAAAAGUGUCUGCGUUCUAAGUCAGCUGCCUUUGUAUGGAUUACUUCAAGCAAAGCUACAGCUCAUUACUCAUGCCUAUUUUGAAGAAAAAGACUUCUCACAAAUUUCAAUUCUUAAGGAACUUUAUGAGCAUAUGAAUAGCUCUUUGGGAGGAACUACACUGGAGGGGUCACAAGUUUAUCUUGGUCUGUCUCCCCGAGAUCUUGUCCUUCAGUUUAGACACAAGAUCUUAAUUCUUUUUAAAUUGAUUCUUCUAGAGAAAAAGGUGGUGUUUUAUAUUUCUCCAGUAAAUAGACUGGUGGGAGCACUGAUGACUGUCCUGUCUCUCUUUCCUGGUAUGAUUGAACAUGGUCUUACUGACAGUUCACAGUACAGACCAAGAAAGAGUAUAUCAGAGGAUACUGGCCUGCGGGAAGUUACUCCCCCUUUAGAUGAUUAUGUUUCUGUGUCUGCUGCUGACAUUUCAAAUACAAACUCAGGAAUGGGUGAUGAAGGCAGGAAGCUAUCAGGAAAUCAUGUCCAGGAUGCUCAGAAAACAGAUGUGCCUUUAUUCCAUUCUGAAAAGAAUUGCAAUGGAUCACAGUCCUCCAAUGGCACUGGACAACAUUUGAAACCUCCUUCACGCACUUCUCCAGAGUCUUCUGAAAGUGACUGGGAGACCUUGGAUCCUAGUAUUUUGGAGGAUACUAACUUGAAAGAAGAACAGACUGAAAUCCUUUCAAAAGAAUGCACAAUGUCGGAAAGCCCUCCAAUUACUGUGCAACCUCAGGCUAAAACAGGACAUGUGGUUCUUGUUCCAGGACUGAUAUCGGGGUUGGAGGAGGACCAGUAUGGCAUGCCAUUGGCUAUUUUUACUAAGGGUUACCUUUGCUUGCCAUACAUGGCACUGCAACAGCAUCACCUCCUCUCUGAUGUAACAGUCCGUGGCUUUGUUGCGGGAGCCACCAACAUCCUGUUCCGGCAGCAGAAGCAUCUAAGUGAUGCAAUUGUAGAAAUAGAGGAAGCCCUUGUCCAAAUCCAUGAUCCAGAACUCAGGAAGAUCCUGAACCUCACAACUGCUGACCUGAGAUUUGCAGACUACUUGGUGAAGCAUGUAACUGAGAACAGGGAUGAUGUUUUCCUCGAUGGCACUGGCUGGGAGGGAGGAGACGAGUGGAUCAGGGCUCAGUUUGGUGCCUAUCUGCAUGCAUUGCUUGCUGCUAUGCUGCAGCCAGGUAAAUUCUGGUAACCUCUUUAGGGGCUGAGGUGAGGAUGGGGAGGGGAGGCUGAAUGCAUAAUAAACAAUUGCCCCAUUGCAUUUUCAGCUUAGCUCAUACUCAUCCUUUAUCUCAGUUGAAAAAAUUCUUUUUUUUAAUCCCUUGACCAUCUUCAUUAAUUUCUUGCUGUAUUCUAUAUUGUUAACUCUAAAUCAUUUAGAGUUAUUAUAUUCCCCCUUUGUUAUCUUCUCUUGGGUAUUUGUGUUAAUUUCCAUUACCCUCUCCUCAUAAAUAGAAAUUUAUACAUGCAGACUUCCUGCUACUUUAGGGUCUCUUUGUGAACUUUAGCUAUUCCCAAUUGUUUAUGCAGAAUUUAAACAGCUAACUCUCUAAAUUUUUUAGGAAAGGUUCUGUUUGCCCAGUAUUGACCCUUUUAAUUGCCCUCCCCUUCAUAAUUAUUCUCAGUUGACUGCCUGUCAACCAAUUCUGUGUCCACCCUAUGAUAUUCCUGAGCAAAUACUGUAUCAAGCUUCACUUCAAACAUAGAUGUAUUAAGUCCUCUGUGUUCUCUGUAUCUGCCAGCUUUGUACUUUUAUUUAAGAUGACUAACUGUUUGUGGCAUAACAUGCUUUUCAUGAACCCCAUGAUAGAUUUUACUUUUCCCUUCUGAAUAUUCUAGAUAAAUUUUCUGUAUUUGUAAAUAUAUUAUUAAAGGGACAUUAAUGUAACACACCUGAAGUGUGUGGUGGUUGUUCAUUAAUUCACACU
Chelonoidis abingdonii (Abingdon island giant tortoise) is the source of this 2401-nucleotide messenger RNA. The record is from RefSeq and is a predicted model, not a curated record. Lineage: Eukaryota; Metazoa; Chordata; Testudines; Testudinidae.